This is a messenger RNA of Bipolaris sorokiniana ND90Pr, 606 nucleotides long. RefSeq lists its product as uncharacterized. The transcript has a single exon. Lineage: Eukaryota; Fungi; Ascomycota; Dothideomycetes; Pleosporales; Pleosporaceae. The record is from RefSeq and is a predicted model, not a curated record. The coding region runs from base 163 to 423 and encodes 86 amino acids.
UUUAAAAUCUCUUCGUCGUGCCAUUAUAGCUCCCCGUAACAGUAACUACUCCACCCGCGAUAACACGAGAGAUUCGACACCCAACGCCCCAUCCACCGUCGUAGGACUUGUAGCUGCAACACCCUCCACACCCGGACAGUAUCUCGCAGAAAGAUUUCUGCUAUGGAUAAUCCCGUUCUGAUUCAGGAAGGCCCAACAACAAAGACCCCUCUAUUUCUCGUCCAUGACGGAGGCGGCACAGUCUAUCCAUAUUUUCUUCUGAACGAACUAGAACGCAACGUAUGGGGCAUCUCUAAUCCUAGAUUCAAAAGUCAUCAAAACUGGACGGGAGGGCUACCGGAGAUGGCUAAGGAAUAUGUUAUGUUCAUGAAAAGUGUAUUGCAUAGUGGAGAAGUUAUCCUAGGCGGUAUGCUAAUUCUGUAGUCCACCCAGAUUUGACGUAAAUUGUAUUAACACAGCUGUAGGCUGGUCUCUUGGUGGAUGUAUUGCUCUUGAGAUGGCAUUUGUAUUACAAGACCAGGGAGAUUUGAAGGUUAAAGGCCUGAUCAUGAUUGAUAGCAUAUACCCUAAGCAGAGGUCACGCCUGGUCGAGAUUCACAGUUUUGC